Messenger RNA from Darwinula stevensoni, 252 nucleotides. NCBI's taxonomy places the organism in Eukaryota, Metazoa, Arthropoda, Ostracoda, Podocopida, Darwinulidae. The record is from the annotation of a GenBank genome assembly.
AUGGCAGCUUAUCACGAUGAAGUGGAGAUAGAGGACUUCGAGUAUGAAGAGGAGACGGAGACGUAUUACUACCCUUGUCCCUGUGGGGAUCGGUUCCAGAUCACCAAGGAGGAACUGGCCGCAGGGGAGGAGGUGGCCACGUGUCCCAGUUGUUCCCUCAUCGUCAAGGUCAUCUAUGACCCUGAGGAUUUUCAGCCGUCUGAGGAAACGGCAUGUGAACGGACCAAGGGCAAAACCCUCGUCACUGCUUGA